AUGUCUGGCCUCGACGCUCCUGAAGUUGCCGCCGCCUACGAUGCCGUGCGAUCGGACAAGGAUGAGACCAACUGGCUCCUCAUCUCGUACGCAUCAGCCGUGGGCAACAAGCUGAGCCUCACAAAGACGGGCACAGGCGGUCUGUCUGAGCUGGUGAAGGAGCUGGACGACGGCCAAGUCCAGUACGGCUACGUGCGCGUCGAGUACGCCAACGACAAGGAGAGCACGCGCGUCAAGUUCGUGCUCGUGGUCUGGAUCGGCGAGAGCACAAAGGUGAUGCGCAAGGCCAGGGUCAGCAUCGAGAGCGGCGACGUCAAGCGCCAGCUCGCUCACCACAGCAUCGCCGUCACCACGGGGGACCGCGGCGAGCUGGACGAGGGGGACAUUGUGACGCGGCUGAGGAAGGCUGGCGGUGCUGAUUACAACGGAGGACGGGGUUGA
Molecule: messenger RNA, 441 nt
Organism: Fusarium falciforme
Lineage: Eukaryota; Fungi; Ascomycota; Sordariomycetes; Hypocreales; Nectriaceae
Exons: 1
Coding region: 1-441 (146 amino acids)
Biological process (GO): regulation of actin filament polymerization
Cellular component (GO): plasma membrane; cortical actin cytoskeleton; site of polarized growth
Molecular function (GO): actin filament binding
Source: RefSeq, a predicted model, not a curated record